AUGGAGGCGUUGGCUCUUUUCUCUUUUUCUGCAUCAGAAGCAGAUGAAAUCAGUUUUCAGAAAGGGGACGUUAUCAAGGUGACAGAAAUGGAGGAUGAUUCUUGCUGGUUCACAGCAGAGAUCCAGGGGAAGCGAGGCUACGUGCCCGAAAACUACAUUUCCCUCCUUCCUCAUCCGUGGUUUGCGGGACGGGUGUCGAGACUCGAGGCUGAGCAGCGUCUCCGCUGGCAGGACGCUGGAGUGUUCCUGGUGAGGGAGAGUGAAUCGGCUCCAGGAGAGUUUUCUGUGUCCGUGAGUUAUGGUGACAGGGUGGAACAUUUCCGCGUCUUGGAGGGGGGUGGUCAGUACUGCAUCUGGGACGAGUCGUUUUGCUCCCUUAACCGUUUGGUGGAUUUCUACAGAACUCACAGCAUCGCUGUGGAGAAAGUGGUCUGCCUCAAAGACCCUCCUUUGUCCCCUUGCCUGCUGUCCCACCAUGGAUGUAAUCCCUAUCCUAACCCUUAUAAAAGCAGCUCUCAGGAGUCCCUCCCCUCACCCCACCUCUACUCUCACCCCUCUCAUCUGGAGAGAGAAACCUCCCCACAUCUACUGGAACCAGUUUUGAGGAAACCUCGUCUGGCUCAUGCCCUCUGUGACUAUACCCCCCCUCAAACCUCCCACCUCCACUUCCUGCGUGGUGAUAUCAUUGACUUGCUGGACUGCUCGGGUCCGCUGACCUGGAGAGGGCGCUGUCGAGGCAGAGUGGGCAUCUUUCCACCAGAAUACGUCCAACUGCUGUACCACUGA
Toxotes jaculatrix (banded archerfish) is the source of this 786-nucleotide messenger RNA. Its product is annotated as GRB2-related adapter protein-like. Gene Ontology annotation, molecular function: protein binding. Lineage: Eukaryota; Metazoa; Chordata; Actinopteri; Toxotidae. The coding region runs from base 1 to 786 and encodes 261 amino acids. The transcript is spliced from 5 exons. The record is from RefSeq and is a predicted model, not a curated record.